AUGGAUGUUUACGUUGUACAUGAUUUGAAGAACGUCGAAGAUUAUUUUUAUGCUGAAACAAAACUUGGACGAGAAAAUGAUGUUUAUGUUUAUCUAUCAAAACGAUAUCAUAAUCGAUGUUUAUCAUGUGAUCUAAUUGCUAAAGAAGAUUUAGAUCUUUUUCGUGACAUUGCUGAUGUAAUGAAAGCACGCAAAGAAUUACAACCAAUUGUUAAACGUAAUAUUGAACGUAAAAAAAGAAAAAUAAUCUCGUGCCAAAUUAACUGUAUUAACACGUACUACAACAAAUGGACGAAGUAG
This is a messenger RNA of Rotaria socialis, 300 nucleotides long. The record is from the annotation of a GenBank genome assembly. Lineage: Eukaryota; Metazoa; Rotifera; Eurotatoria; Philodinida; Philodinidae.